Diaporthe citri is the source of this 1329-nucleotide messenger RNA. RefSeq lists its product as uncharacterized. The transcript has a single exon. The coding region runs from base 1 to 1329 and encodes 442 amino acids. Lineage: Eukaryota; Fungi; Ascomycota; Sordariomycetes; Diaporthales; Diaporthaceae. The record is from RefSeq and is a predicted model, not a curated record.
AUGACAUCAAGACGUUCACUUUUACUUGGCUUCUUCGCCAGCCUUGCGCUCGCUCAGAGCUCCACGCUCGACUGCACCCCCUCUUCCAAAUCCGGGCUCCAGCCAGAAUGUUGGGCUGAGCUUCAGGUCUCGGAAUACAUCAAAAAAUGGCUCGAUGCCAACAGCACGGCCGCGGACUGCGACAACUUGGGAUUCGCUCAGUGCUUCCUCCAGUAUAACGGCUACAGUGGAAAGACAUGCAAUCUACUCAGCAGGGGCACGUGCGACUCUUUCGAGACGACUGGCUCCGAGGCCACGUACUACUCGUCUCAACAAUUCUACACUCUUUGGAACAUAUACGCUGUUUAUCAAUUCUUCAAUCAGUUCUCCGAGGCUCUUUCGAACGGGGCUAGUUUGGCCGGGACCACCAUCGACGACAUCGUUGCUACCGUCAGCCCGCCCACAGACGCCAGUUCUCCGAGCACACUCCUGUGGACGGCGAUAAGCGGAGGAUUCUGGAUGCUUGCUGCGACACCCCUCGGGCCUUUCGCUGCUCUUGUAAACACUGGUCUGGCCGUUGUCACAGGCAUGAGUAGCUUUUUCAUGGGCAGCAUCUCCGGCAGCUCGACCGCACGAUUUGUUCUGCUGGGCGACAUUGGGAGCGAACUCACCAAUCUCGUCACAGAAUACCAGACCAGCCUCGAGGAAGCUCUCAAAGAGCUCCAAGGGAACAGCGCUCUCUUCAUUGCGGCAGCCGAACCUGGCGGAUUCAGCACUCGUGCCGUCACCAGCCUGAACACUCAGAGCGUCGACAUCUUCCACGAUCUCCAGCUGUACAUCCUUUCCGAGGCACUUAAAGGCAACAACAUUGUGUCUGCCAGGUCUACGGAUAUAAUCGCUAUGGAUGUCGCCACCAAUACUGGCGCAAUCGAUUGUCCCAGCCUCGGCCCUGCGGGCAACUGCUAUCAAUUCUGGGUCGACGAGGAGGAGGGGAAUACCUAUGCGCUCCAUAACACGAAUGACUGGGGCUUUGAUGACAGCACUGAUGUCAUUAACAAGAUCGUGGACUCUGGCUGGGCGAACCUCUCUGAGAUCUUCAAGGUUGAGGACUGCCAGGACAAGGAGCCCGGCUUCGACGGUACCAAGGUGUCGUGCCUAGCCACCCACAAAUACUGCCAGUGGGACUAUGCUUCUCAGGUCUCUGGCGGAAAAUGGAACCAAUUCACCAACUGUGACUCUGACUCCAAGUGGGGUACUCAGUGCAGCUCUUGGUCUACCAUCUAUCUCAUCCCGGACAGCUACCUCGGGCCGGCUUUGGCCGAUGACACUCUGUACUGCAGGAAAUUGUAG